ACAUUGACUGAAUCGCGUAAAUUCAUUCUUUACGUAAACACUGGUUGAAGAUGGGAUAUCGUGUCGGUGUGAGCAUUUUACUGAGCGCUGUGUGUAUGUGUUGUAUGAUCGCACCGUCCUUUGGUUGCGGUGAAACAUACAAAGUGAUAAACCUCGACUGCGACCCAAACAAGGCCGGGCAGAUGAAGUUUACUGCCGGAAAAAUAUUCGUAUGCGAUGGUAAAGAGUGGAAGGCCUUGCAAUACGAAGAAUCCUCCUUGGGCUCCAGGAAAAACCCAAGUUCUUCGUGCAAAAAAAUUAAGACUGACUCGAGAAACGCAGCCAACGGAAUUUAUUGGAUUACUAUGGGUGACUUCAAAAACACAUUCCCAGUUUACUGUGACAUGGCUGCCGGAGGUUGGACUAUGGUUUUCAAAGCUGUAAGUGGAGUCAAUAAGGGGGCGUACCCUACCUACAUCUCGCGUCAAACAUCUUCUGAGAAAAACAUGGCUGCACUUGACGUCACGAACAAGCACAAGGAUCACUACAAGAACAGAAUAGUUUUGAAAUGGGGUGACUUUGGGGCGUCUGAGGCGAGAGUUGCCCUCUAUACAGGUGGAAAGCUAGUCAAGGAAGUGAAGUUCAAUGCACAGGGAACAAACAACUUGAACUGGUUCUCGGCCAGCAAACUCACUGACAGCUCUUGGAAAGACAUGAAAUCUCAGCCAAAGAACAUCGUUUCUAUUCCCGGGAGGCACAAUCGCAACUUCUUCAUCAACAGGAACUAUGGCGGCUGUUCCAGAGAUGCCGGAUGGAUGGGAAUCACUUCCUAUGACUGCAAAUGGGAGACACGUUUCCUUCCUCGCAAAAACGUCAUUCUGUACAGCAAAUUUUCAGGAUACACGAACUGGAACCAAUACAAAGCUGUAGAUUAGUGCAGAGCUGCUUUGGUGGGGGAUUUGCUUUCGCUUUUGCUCAGACUGAGAAUUCCUUUCUUUUGUGGAGUUGUUCGGCAUGACCUGUCGCUGAAAUCAGAGUUCGAAGAGGGGACUACUAACUCUGCUGAGAUUAAAUAAAGCAUUAAAAAAGUU
Messenger RNA from Stylophora pistillata, 1070 nucleotides. RefSeq lists its product as uncharacterized. The record is from RefSeq and is a predicted model, not a curated record. Lineage: Eukaryota; Metazoa; Cnidaria; Anthozoa; Scleractinia; Pocilloporidae. Gene Ontology annotation, molecular function: extracellular matrix structural constituent.